Molecule: messenger RNA, 4317 nt
Organism: Erpetoichthys calabaricus (reedfish)
Lineage: Eukaryota; Metazoa; Chordata; Cladistia; Polypteriformes; Polypteridae
Product: very-long-chain 3-oxoacyl-CoA reductase-B-like
Exons: 11
Coding region: 67-1029 (320 amino acids)
Cellular component (GO): endoplasmic reticulum
Molecular function (GO): oxidoreductase activity
Source: RefSeq, a predicted model, not a curated record
CGGGUGAACUAAGAUCCACGUCUUGACAGCAAGAUUCGCAGAAUCGUGGCUUUUUGUGCAGAAAAUAUGCUUCUGUACGUUUUUGCAUGGUUCGGAGUUUUGAGCUUCGCGGUGUGCGCUCUCAAGUUGCUUUGGAACAUCUGGUGUGGAUUUCGUUUCUAUAUUCUGUCGAUGGUUUGGAAGACUGAUCUGAAGCCGUUUGGAAAAUGGGCAGUUGUCACAGGAGCUACAGCAGGAAUUGGUGAAGCCUACGCACAUGAGUUAGCCAGACGUGGUUUGAAUAUUGUUUUAAUCAGUCGCAAUAUGAAGAAGCUGAAGAAUGUGGCUGCGGAAAUAAAAAGGCAACAUAACAGAGACACCCAGAUCAUUCAAGCAGACUUCACAGAGGGUCUUUCUCUUUAUGAUAGCAUUGAAGAGCAGCUGAAAGGACUAGAAAUUGGAAUUUUAGUCAACAAUGUGGGGAUGACAUAUGCAAUUUCGUUUGCCCGGUUCCUUGACACUUCUAAUCCAGCUAAGAAAAUAACUGAGAUACUCAACUGUAACAUCCUCUCCACAACCCAGAUGAGCAGAAUAGUUUUGCCCCAGAUGAUCCAAAGGAAAAAAGGUCUAAUAAUAAAUUUAUCUUCUGAAACGGCUUCAACUCCUUUUCCGAUGAUUAACAUGUACGCCAGCACUAAGAUUUUUAUUAACUAUUUUUCAGAAGCUCUGAAUGCAGAAUAUAUGGACAAAGGAAUUAUUGUCCAGUGUGUAAUGCCAUUUUUUGUUUCUACCAAUAUGACAUACAAAAUGAGGACAAACUUGUUUGUAAAGGAUGCUAAUGCAUUUGCGAAUGAAGCCCUCAACACUGUGGGAUACACCACUUUAACCAGUGGCUGCCUGUCCCAUGCCUUACAGCAUGCUGUCUUCAACUUUUUCCUGCCUGAUUGGGUCCGUCUCUCUUCCUUCAGUAUGAGGAUGUUGGAUAAAUAUGAACAGCAUCAAAGGCCCAUCCUUCAGGAAAGGAUAAGGAAGAUGAAGAAAGAGGAGUGAAAAUGUGUCUGAUAUACUUGCCUUCUUGUCUCUUUUUAUACUGAUAUUGUCUUCUCUAUAUUUUAAGUUCACCAUGUGUUCAGCAAGAAUCUUUACUAUGAAGGUCACAUCUGUAGACCUGAAAAUAGAUAUAAGGAAGUUAGGUAUUCUGAUAGUGAUCUACAGCAUAUACAGCUGUGAAGAUAUAUCGCAGUAAGCAGUUAAAAAUAUUUGGGGACUUUUGACAUCAUGCAAACAGAUUCACUCAGGCAAACAGUGUCAGUAUCAUGAUGGGUGGGGAGGUUUCGAGGGGUUUAGCCAUUUCUAGAAAUUCUAAAGCAAUUCCUAGCCCUACAUCAAAGCCACUAUCUAUGAUAUUAUUAGACUGCAACAGGCACAAUUAAAUGUUAUUUUUUCACAAAUUCACGGCCAAACCUAUAUUUAGUUUAAAACUAAAUAUAUUUAUCCUCAAAAUAAAACUUUGGCCUUUGACCUUUGUCAAAAACCUUCUGGUGCUGCACCUGCAGGCACACCAUUGUGUUCUUCCCAGUUGUCCAAAGUAUGUGUGGCCUUUUUCUGUAGGUAAUCCAGUUUUCCUCCAUCUUCCCAAAGAUUUGCAGUAGAUCAGUUGAACACAGCAGACUGGCCCAAAGUGACGGUGUGAUUAUGUGCAAGUGUGUCCUGUGACGGACUGGUGCUUCAGUCCCGAUGUCUACGGACUGAAUCAAUCAGUUUUGAGAAUGUAUGGAUGGAUAGGAACUGAAUGAACCAAAUGCAUGGACAGCCAGUUGACAAUCGUACUGCACUGCUCUCUUGGCCCAUGCUACUCUCUCAUUCAACUGCUGGCUACACAGUGCCUAUAAAAGUAUCCACUCUCUUGAUAGCUCUCACACGUUAUUAUUACACAACAUUGAAUCACAGUGAAGUUCAUUUUGCUUUUUUGACACAAGCCAACAGGAAAAAAACUCAAACUGAAAACUGAUCUCUUCAAUGUGGCCUAAAUUAAUCUUAUACAUAAAGCAGACUGUAAUAGCCUUGUGGUCUUGUAUGUAUGUUAUCAUCCAGUUGACGCUCGGAACAUUUCUGGUGUGCUCUGUAAAAGCAACCAACAGUUUUGUCAUGAAAAAUCCGUAGUAUUAUUUGUUUGUCGCUUAAUGUUUGUUUUUGUUAACUAUAUUUUCAUCUUGCAUUAUUCUUAUUGUAACAAUGUUGUAGUGAUAGUAAAAUUAAAUCAACCUAAUAAUAAUAUUAAUUUAAUUGACGUUUUUUCUUUCGUCAUCAAAAAUUCUACAUCUAAAAACUUAUUACUGUACCAGAAAACAAAAAUUAAUCUGUCAAAAAACCUUAAAAGGCUUUGCUUUUCCCAUCAUUUUUACACUACCUUGAGCGCAUUCCGAGAUUAUAUUUUGAUGAAUAUAGGCUAUCUAUUAUAUUAUAUAUAAGAUAAGUAAGCAAUUUUACUUUUUAUUUAUCAUAAACAUCCUAUAUUUAGUUGUGGAUUCAUCCGUUGUCUUUACGAUUUUUGUUUAUUCGUUAAUGAACAAAAUGUCAUUUGUUUCACAGCAUUAUAGAUAACGUCUUGGUGCUACAAUUUUUUCAUAAAAAGUAAUAGGAAGCUUUUUUUUAAUAUGUUCAUAAUCAAAAAAACUGCCAUAUCGAUAAAUAAAUCUCAAGGACAAUCAUUGAAAGUUGCUGGAAUCAAUUUGGAAACAGCCUGUUUCUCACAUGGACAGCUUUAUGUGGCAUGUUCAAGGGUGGGAAGCCCUAAGAACCUUUAUAUAUUGGCUAAAGAUGGAAAAACUAAAAACAUUUUAUAUAACAAGGCACUUUAGUAAACAAUACAAGCACAUUAGUGUGUCUUCAUUGUUUGUUAAUUUAUUUUUAUUUUUAAAGUUGUGUUUUUUAAUUAGAUUUUUCUAAUUUAAUUUAAAAAAAAACUUUCAUUUUCCUCCAGAGCAGCGCUGGAUAUUUCAGCUAGUUACAAAUAUAACACAAAAGUAAUUUGUCUUCCAGUCAAUAUUCAAUGAAUGCAGCUUUGGCAGCCAUGACAUCCUUGAGUGUGUGUGCACAGGUCUCUAUCAGCUUUGCACAUCUGGAAGCAGUACCUUCUUCCCAUUUUCUCUUUGAAAAACUGCUCAAGCUCUGUCAGGCUAUAAGGAGAUUGUGGAUGAACAGCAUUUUGUCAAGUCCAGUUGCAAAUUAUCAGUUAGAUUGACAUCUGGACUCUGACUCGGGCACUCCUGAAAAUUAAAAUCGUUGUUUUUAAGUCAUUCCUUUAUGCCUUUGGCUUCAUACUUGGGGUUGUUGUCUUGUUGGAAAACAAAUCUUCUCCCAAGGUGUAAGUUUUUUACAGGCUACAUCAGGUUUUCCUCCAGGAUUUUGCUGCAUUCAUUUCCCUUCUACCCUUAGAAGGCUUGCAGGGUCUGCUGCAAAGAAGCAUUCCCACAGUGUGAUGCUACCACUACCAUGCUCCAUGGAGGGGAUGGUGUGUUUAUGAUAAUGCACAGUGUCCAACACGGCAGUUGGUCUGAAACCCAAAAAGCUUAAUAUUGUUCUCAUCUGACCAGAGAUCCUUCUUCCAGCUGGUUUUAGAUUCUUACAUGUGCCUUUGGCUAACUCCAGCUGAGAUGUCAUGUGUGUUUUUUCUUUUUGCCACUCUUUCAUAAAGCUAUAACUGGUAAAACACCUGGGCAACAAUUGUUGACUACAUAGUCUCUCCAAUCUGAACUGCUGUAGUUUGGAACUCCUUCAGAGUUUCUCACAGGGCUCAUGAUGGCGUCCCCCACUUGUCUUCUUCUUGCAUGAUCACUCAGUUUUUGUGGAUGGCCUCUUCUAGGCAGAUUUUGAGUUGCGCCUCCUUCUUUUAAUUUUUUUCAUGACUGAUUUAACUGGAUCUCAAGGGAUAUUCAGUGAUUUGGAUAUCUUCUUGUUUCCAUCCUCUGACAUGUGCUUGUUAAUCACAGUUACAUGGAGUUGCUUGGAUUGUUCUGUUUUUUUCAUUGUGUAAGUCAGGCCAUUAUACUAACUCGCCUCAAGAAGGGGGCAUUUAGACUCCAAUCAACUGAAACCCCAGACACAUGAUUGCUAUUGAUCUCCUUACGUGACUUUUAAAAUCAAUUGGCCACACCAAUAAUGAUUUAGGGAUGUCAGACUAAAGGAAGAGAUUACUUAUGUAUUCAGCUAUUUAAUGUUUUAUAUUUGUAACUAAUUUUGACCACUUUUCCGAGAUCUGCUUUCAAUUUGACAUUUAUGUUGAUCAGUGUCAAAAAUCCAACUUAAUUCAAUGAUGUAUAUCAAUAAAAUAUUAAA